Molecule: messenger RNA, 1997 nt
Organism: Achroia grisella
Lineage: Eukaryota; Metazoa; Arthropoda; Insecta; Lepidoptera; Pyralidae
Gene: FMRFaR
Product: FMRFamide receptor-like
Exons: 1
Coding region: 83-1363 (426 amino acids)
Biological process (GO): G protein-coupled receptor signaling pathway
Cellular component (GO): membrane
Molecular function (GO): G protein-coupled receptor activity
Source: RefSeq, a predicted model, not a curated record
UGCGAGCGCGAGUCUCGGCCGCGCGCUGAGCUGAGACGAGAAUGCGGGCAGGCGCGGGCGCGGAGCGGGCGGCGGGCGCAACAUGAGCCUGAACGCGUCGGACCCGUCGAUCCAGGGCUGCGACUCGGAUCUGGGCGUAGAGGAGUCCGACAAGCUGGUCCGGUUCGUGGUACACGGCGUGCUUCUCAACGCGAUAGGCGCCGGGGGCCUGCUGGGCAAUGGGCUCUCAGCGCUCGUGCUCUCCCGGCCGCAGAUGCGCUCCUCCGUCAACUGCCUACUGGUGGGGCUCGCCGCCUGCGACACCGUCCUCAUACUCACUUCCAUUCUACUUUUCGGUCUCACGGCCAUAUAUCCGUACACUGGACGGCUACGUUACUACUAUUACCACGUGUGCCCGCAUAUAACUCCGUACGCCUACCCUAUCGCCAAUGCGGCGCAGACCAUGUCAGUAUAUCUCACCCUGAUCGUCACCGUGGAGCGAUGGGUUGCCGUCUGUCAUCCAUUUCGAGCCAAAGCGCUGUGCACAUCGUCGAGAGCCCGCUGGUAUGUGCUCGGGACGGCGGCUUUCGCUCUCGCUUACAAUGCACCAAAAUUUUUCGAAGCGGAAGUGUACACCAGCGUCGACGACGGCGACAUGAUCUAUUGCGUGAGACCGGACUGGGAAUUCCGUACGGAGGCUUACGUCGCAAUCUACAUUCAUUGGAUGUACCUGAUCGUCAUGUACAUCAUUCCUUUUUCCGCGCUCGCCGCGCUCAACGCCUGCAUCGUCCGACAGGUGCGACGCGCCCAAGCCGAGCGCGCGAGGCUGUCGCGCGUGCAACGCCGGGAGAUCGGCCUCGCCACCAUGCUGCUGGUCGUCGUGCUCGUCUUCUUUCUGUGCAACUUGUUACCGCUGGUGACCAACUCCUUCGAGCUGUUCUUAGAGAACCAGCUAGAGAAGCUGGAUCCGCUGGUGAAGACCAGUAAUCUAAUGGUGACGAUCAACAGCAGCGUGAAUUUCGUCAUAUACGUCAUAUUCGGAGAGAAAUUUCAGCGAGUAUUUUUGAAAAUGUUCUGCGCCGGAAGGCUACGGCGCCGCGACUCGCCCGAGCACACGCGCGACGACUCGUUCGCGUCGUGCGGCGAGCGCGUCUCGAUGCGCAUGACGCGCAAUGGCACCUUGCGCCGCUCGGAGGUGCGCGCGGCGCGGCCGGCGGGUGGCGGAGGCGGGGGGGCGGCGGGGCGGCCGCGGCGCGCACCCUCCCCCGCACCCACCGUGUACUAUCCGGCGCCGCUCACUGACGUCACCAGCGCCUCGCUGCAAUCCGACACGCUGCCGCCCUCCGCCGCGCGCUGGAACGGACACGCACGAGUGCACUUCUAGAUGGUGAAUCGAAAAUGUUUGCAAGAAUACGAAUUAUUUACUGUUAAAUAUAAAUAUGAUCAACAGAUUAUUGGUAGGUAUCUUCUUAAUCGAGUCACGACAAACCCAGUGGUCGUGACAUGAAUGUGAACUAAGUGAACCUUCGUAGACGGUUCUAUAUAUAUAUAUAUAACUCUGUGUUGUGAUGAAAGACAUCGAGUGCUCGUCCGCGUCCGACCGUCAGUGACGUGACACGUGUAUGUGUAUCAAUAUGUACAUAAAUAUAUAAACAGUGAACCAUUGGAGCGUGUACACUAAACGAACCUAGCGAACAAGUACGAAGUGAACAAUAAAAUAAGAACGUACUCGUUGUAUUGUCACAAAUAUUUAUUAAUCAUUCUGCUGAUGAGAAUCAUUGUGUAAAUAGUGAUAUAUGUAAAGAUUACUGUUCAAUACAAAAAAUACUUCAAUGUGUCGAUAGCUCUAAGAGUCAAAUGCGACCUAAUAAGAUAAAUAAAUAAUUUAAUUGUGUCUCUAAUUUUAUUUACCAAGUAAUCAUUCUUAGGUACACAAUACAUAUACAUACAACUUACCUUUAUAAUGUUAGUAAGGUUUAUUAUCCUUACUAAUAAUAUAAAUGCGAAAGCAACUACUG